Blastomyces dermatitidis ER-3 is the source of this 2183-nucleotide messenger RNA. RefSeq lists its product as uncharacterized. The transcript has 2 exons. NCBI's taxonomy places the organism in Eukaryota, Fungi, Ascomycota, Eurotiomycetes, Onygenales, Ajellomycetaceae. The coding region runs from base 264 to 1727 and encodes 487 amino acids. The record is from RefSeq and is a predicted model, not a curated record.
CAGCUCUCAGCACGCCCGCCCAGCCUUCGAUUGCACCCCAUCAACCUAGUUGCAAGCGUGUCAUCUCAACGCAAAGCCAUAUUAUCUAGCGCGACAAUAGAUAUCACUCGAUAGAUACUGCUGCUCCUCUUUGCAUAUGAAGUGGUUAUCGCGCUCGCUUCUCAAUAACCGGUCCACAGGACUGUACAUUUGCUCAUCAAUUCCUCCUGGUGCGGCUCCUUACCUCUCACUGCCUACCUGGCUACCCACUGCGCCUCUAAACAAUGAUACCCAAAAGACCUAAUUCCAGCUAUGCCGCAACAUUCCAAACACGACAUAAUCAUACGGGAGGGGCGCCGCUAACCCAGGCCGGGGGUCAGUUGAUAAACCGGAGAGAUUCAGGUCCAGGACCCAAUGGUUCGACUAACAGGAAGGUUAAGCCGGAACCCGCAACAGACGAUGAACCGCUCAGCUCCACUGACGAGAGUGAACAACUGAAUUCACAUUCGGAACUCCCACCUUCCCCUGAACCCACAUGGAAAUCAUAUUCCCGGUCGCCAAAAGAAGCGGCGAGCAGAUCGGCUGGAAACACCAGGGUUGACGCCGAUUUGUACGGUGAGGACGAUAAACGGCCACCAAAGCGGAGGAAGAAAGGCAUAGAUACCCCGCGGAAAGGAGAAAGACGAUCGGGAAGGGUGAAGCCUUCCCUACCUACGUCGCCUAAGGAGACCCCGCGUAAGCCUAUUUUCAUGGAAAGCGAUUCUCUCUUCUCUCCAUACCGGCCCCCUCCAACGAAAAGACAGUAUGGGGCGACCAAUAUACAUGCUGCCCCGAGCAGGAAAUCAUCGAAACACUUUGAAGUUCCCGCUUCUACCGCGGAGGAUGGGCAGUCUGCCAUUCAUUCAUCCCAGGUCUCCUCUAACGGGCCUAAGUUCAAGACGCCCCUUUCCUUCCCAAAUGAGGUCACAUCUAGCGCAUCACUUUUCACUGGCACAUCACACUUCGAUGAUUACGAUGACGAUGGCGAUUCGUCAUUGUCCUCACUCAGUUCAAUAUCUUCCUCCAUAAGCCUCCAUCUAGCAGAAGCCGAAAAACACGAACUUGACUGUGCCACACCAAGACAAAAGGCUAUAAUUUGUCCCAUGUGUGACCAAGCGGUUGAUCCCAGGUUCAUAGAUGAUUUGCGGUCCCCUAAGAAUCUUAGUUACAGGAAGAAAGCUCAGUUCUGCAGGGAUCACAGGAUCAGAGCCGCAGAGUAUGAAUGGGCUAACAGGGGAUAUCCAACGAUUAAUUGGGAGAAUCUUCACAAACGUAUCGAGAAGCAUUAUGUGGAGCUGGAUCAAAUCUUAACAAUGAAAAAGUCUUCAUUCUACCGAAAUGAGCUCGAGUCAUCCCGUACUGGGAAGAAGAAGGGAAACCUGCGUUUGACGGUUGACGAGGAUGAAGCGGAUAAGUUUUUACCUGGUUAUUAUGGCCCCUGGGGGGCAAAGAAGAUGAUGGAUGCCAUCAUUAGCCACUUUGCGGGGAAAUUCAAGCACCUAGCACCAACAGACCACCUAAUAAAGGCUGCUGGGGUUUCUGGAUUUGUGCAGUCUGUCAUGGUUCCGGAGUUGGCAGUAAUGCUGGUUAAAGAAGAUAUGGGCCUUGACGACGCAGGUGCGCGACAGGUAUUGACGGAUAGUAUGGAAAUCGGGAAUCUGAUCAAUAAGCAGCCAGAUGAUGUCAUUAAACAGGUUGGCAGACAAUGACGAUUCUGCUAGGGAUAUGGAUUGUUUUUGAGUGUUCCCUUUGUCGUGGGAAGCUUUAUUUCUAUGAUCUGUUAGCAUACUUCCGCAUUCAUAUUUCAUGUAUCUUCUUUCCCCUUUCCCCCCUAUUCACUACCUCUAAUCAUUCCCUAUAUUCCACCCCUAUACCUCCUCGAGAGAAGAAAUGUGUGGAAUAGUUAUCACAUUCAUAUUUUAUAUACAACUUUUGUUCUGUCAUACUAACAUUACACUCAAUUUGUGAACUCAAGAAUCUGAUAUGAAACUUCAAUCCACUGAAUCAUACAUCAUCUGAAUCCAGUUAAUCGCGCACUCUCAGGUGCCAAACCUUUCGUAAAAUCUAGCCUCACAAGCUCAACUGGUCGCAUGACAUCCGUGGCCCGAUGAAAAUUACUAAGAAUCACCUCCUAACACCAUCGGAUAGCCCAGCCAUAACUGGAU